CCCCAUAUCACCCAUUGACCAACCAUUAACAAUUAGAUUCAUUUCAUUAUUAUCCAGAUCAGGUCUGGACAAGCUCUUUGACAACGAAUAUUUGGCGAUGAAUAUAUAUGAUAUUAUCCUUCCCUUAUUUGUACGCCCGUUCUGCUGAAAUGGUUCCACCUACCAUUAAGUACUUGAGAAGAUUAUUAUACAGGCCCUCUAUUUAUAUAAGACAAAACCUAGCUAUCCUCAGUAUGGAUCAAAACUUGCUACGACUGUUUUUCGACAGUCCGGUCGAAAUCCAGGUCAUGAUUCUCGGUCAAUUGAGUAUAGAUGAGUUAGAGAAAGCGCUCUCGGUAACUCCACAGCUUAUGGAGGUGAUUGUCCAAGAAUUCCCUUCAUUUGUUAGAUUAUUGUUCGAAGAAUACCCCAAUAUGCCUUACACCUUAGAGAUACGGCAUCUUGUAUAUCAUAUCGUUUCUCUUGGAGCCUCGUCUGAGCUGCCCUUCAUGGAUUCGAAGAAGGGCCCACAGAUGUACGCUAACUGGAUUAAAGAAUUUUCAAAUCGAAGCGACGAUACCAUGCUUCCAGCUAUCCCUCGCACUCUUGCGAGCUUGAGCCGUAUCCAGCUCUUACUUCAAACCGUUGAAAGCUGGGUAGGCCGACUUCACUUCAACUUCUCUAGGUCGUAUCCAUCUCAAGAUCCCCAAAGUUUUGAGACGUUCCUCAGAACCCAGGAAAUGGUCCUAUUACACGGAAGUGAUAGUCAGGAUGAGCAUUCCUUUUCAGCCGUUGAAUCGUACCGCAUUCGCCGGGCUCUCCUCCUAUAUGAACUCUAUUGUACACUUUUCUUUUACUAUAAUCAUAAUACACCAAACCGUAAAAAACGCGACGGUAGAGUUCCUGAGCAAAUGCUAUUCUUUCAGUCACUUCAGCCUUUUCUCCUGGCAGAAUUAGAUGCUAUAUAUGGAAUGAUCGAGGGUUACCUGGAUUGGAGUUGGCGUCUUUACGAGAUACCCUGCCGCGUCUCGUUACCCCUGUAUCCUGGACGUGGCGUAAGAUCUGCUGGAGAAACACUCGAAUUUAUUAUGAGCAAGGGGUUGGAAUCGUUAGCGCGAGAGGUCUUUAAUCCUAGAUUCAUGCCGGAGGGAUAUACCGACGAAGUUGCGAUCCACAUGUAUUGCCUCCGAUGCAUGUCGCAAAACCCAACGGGAAACUCAUUUUUUACAACGCCUCUGGGAUACUGUUCUAGCGACUACCAAGGUAUAGAUUGCAUCCGGAUCCCCACCAUGAUUCCUACAAGUAUGGUAUCCUGGAGGGGCGCCCCUGAUAGGACCAAUGGCCCGUCAUGGUUAUAUCGAACUUACUUCGACCCUGAUGAAAAGGAAAACAGAGAUAGAAUCGAGGCAUUGAUCAAUAAGGAUCCUCAUAACUGGAUGGGUCUUGCGUUUUGGGAAGAAGACCGUCUGAACCGCCACUUCAAAUUGACCGAAGAGGCUAGGAUUUCUGGUAUUGAUCCAAAAUUUCAAAGAUCGGAUUACGAACUCACAAACGGCCCAACCGAUGCGUAUAGGGAGUGGUUAAUAUUUAUGGAUGUCCCAAAUGUAGGAUAUAUAAGUACACAAUUACCAGAGUCAGCUGCUGCCAUCUACCGAUCAACUCUGGGAUAAUGGUUGGCAAUAGCGGCUAUUUAAAGACCGACGAACUCCCUGAUCAACAAACGACAGUUAGGGCUUCGAAACAAUAGGAAUUCUCAUGUGGUUUUUAUUAAACCUCCUUUUUUACUUCACUUCGAUAUAUUACUCUUUGAUAAUUGAGAAUGGAACUUUGAAUCCCUAUCCCAACGGGACAUGCUCAUUUUUGGAUGAACACAUUUUCUUAUUUGACUCGACCCAAUAACUACCGCUAUUAACCUAGUUAGAUAUAUUUACAAACUGUUUGUCACUAUAAAAA
Messenger RNA from Daldinia vernicosa, 1932 nucleotides. RefSeq lists its product as uncharacterized. NCBI's taxonomy places the organism in Eukaryota, Fungi, Ascomycota, Sordariomycetes, Xylariales, Hypoxylaceae. The coding region runs from base 108 to 1649 and encodes 513 amino acids. The transcript has a single exon. The record is from RefSeq and is a predicted model, not a curated record.